GUGAGAGCCAGCGAUCAGUAACAGGACAGAGAGAGAAGAGAGACGACUGAGAGUCCACGACUAACUGCGUGUAGGAGAGAAUAAAUGAGGAGCGUUAGACAUCAGCGGACAUCAUCUUUCCAGACCAAGGCCUUCUGGGAUUGCUGCUGUCGGCAGAUACAACAAGGUUCACAGGAGGAAAGAUCAACCACAGCCUUCUGACUCUACCCUCACUGGAAGCACAUAAGUCCCCUCGCUGUCAGCUGUCAGCUGUACAUGGAUACCCCCAGCUGGGCAGAAACCAAACCAGGAAGUGGCUUGUGUAAGCAGCACGGAACUAUUGCUCUCUUUGGCAACGUGGUGUACAGCGGCCUGCUCAACGAGCACAUCUGGCAUUUCGGGGUACCCCUUGUCAACAGACUGGGUAACCAAGAGGCGCCAGCCCCCCCGGAAGCGAUGGCCCAGCCCUACCCCCCAGGCCAGUACCCCCCCCAGAACGGCAUCCCAGCGGAGUACGCCCCUCCUCACCCCCACCCCCACCCGCCAGCAGACUACACGGGUCAGAGCACGGUGGCAGAGCACGCCCUAACGCUGUACACACACACACAGACACACAGCGAACAGCCCGGAAACGAGAAUAACACGUCCACCCUCACAGCUACAUUAUCGCAGGCAGAUGAGGUUGCGCAGACGGAGGGUUCCCAUCAGCUCCACCUGCAGCAGUGUGAUUCGUCAGAGAAGCAGCAGCCCAAACGGUUACACGUCUCCAACAUCCCAUUCCGCUUCAGAGAUCCAGACCUCAGGCAAAUGUUUGGGCAAUUUGGGAAGAUUUUAGACGUGGAGAUUAUCUUUAACGAGCGAGGCUCGAAGGGUUUCGGGUUUGUAACAUUUGAAACGAGUGCAGAUGCGGACCGUGCACGUGAGAAACUAAAUGGUACAAUCGUAGAGGGACGCAAAAUCGAGGUCAACAACGCAACAGCAAGAGUUAUGACAAACAAAAAGGUGGCAAACCCAUACACCAAUGGCUGGAAGCUGAACCCGAUGGUGGGAGCUGUCUAUGGACCAGACUUGUAUGCAGUGACAGGUUUUCCCUACCCUAGUACAGGAGCGGCAGUAGCCUAUCGGGGAGCUCAUUUGAGAGGGAGGGGGCGGGCCGUCUACAACACAUUCCGCGCCGCACCCCCACCCCCACCCAUCCCUGCCUACGGAGCGGUUGUUUACCAGGACGCCUUCUAUGGUGCAGAAAUAUACGGGGGUUAUGCAGCGUACAGAUACGCCCAGCCAGCAGCCACGGCUGCAGCCGCAUACAGCGACAGUUACGGGAGAGUCUACGCCACAGCGGACCCGUAUCACCACACGAUUGGUCCUGCGGCCACGUACGGUGUGGGCACCAUGGCUAGCCUAUACAGAGGAGGUUGCAGUCGCUUCACUCCGUACUAGAGCGAGAGAGAGGGACAAACGCCCCCCUCCUCCCUCCUUCCGCCCCCAGCAAAAAAAAAAUAAUACAUCAAACUAAACGCCUCCUUCCUCUUCAAUGGAAAACUAAAACUAGAACAAAACAACUCCAGGUCAACAAAUCACAUGACCCCCUUGUCAAGAUUCUCAAGUUGAUGUCUCCUUUUAAGAGUUUUAUCUAACUAUAUGUCUGUCAUCGAUGUACUGUACAUAUUUUGGAAAUGACGAUGCUCUUUUUUUAUUUCCUGUAUUGAUUUGAAUGUAUUGCUCUGGGUUGAGAUUUAUGGUUUCUGGAAUGUGAGAAAGCAGGUGGUGCUUUCCAAUAAAGCCAACAUAUUGUCAUUAAUUUAACACCUUUAAUGAUUACAAAUUAUAAUCUCAUUAACAAUAGUAUUGCAUAAAUUGACAAUAGGUUGACAUUGUCUGUAUAAUGCCUUUAUAAUGGGAAUCAUGGCGAGGGAAUUCACCAACGAAAAAACAUAAAUGCUGCAACUGUAUAUCCCUCUGUAAGUUUGUGCUCUCAAACUGGGCUCCUGUGGGACGGGUCUCUACCCUUAAUGUUUCAAUUAGUCAUUUCCCCAAUAUACAUUAAGCCCGCUAAUGUUCAGCAAUUCCCGUUUACUCAACACAUUUCAAACUGGAUUUUAUUAAGUUAGUAAAUGAUAAAGGGCAUUUCAUUUGGCACCCUGUUCUAUAUUAAGUGCACUAGUUUUGACCAGUGACCAGGGCCCAUAAGGAUCUGGUCAAAAGUAGUGCACUAUUUAGGGAAUAGGGCCCAAGAGUAGGCUUCGUAGGCUAAUGAGAUAAACAUAAAUGCAUUCAGCUAAAGGAGGUUGAAAUGUGACAAAAUUGCACAAAAUGGCUGACAGGAAGUGAUUUAUCCUAGAAUGACGUGUAGUAGGAAGAGAGGGGGGAGAAGGAGAGCUAUGGCAGCCAUUGUUGAAUGGCCUGGGCAGCAGCAGCAGUGUGUCAGAGAGAGAGCAUUGAUUGUGGCACUGAGCCAAAGGCAGAAGGUAUCCCAUCUCCACAGAAUGGCUUUCUACAAAAUAAGCAAUAAUACUACAACGUUACAACAGCAAUUUCAUUGGUCAGUUUUUCUUUUUAGAAAGAGAGUCAUUGCAUACAGUAUCUUCAAUUCAUAUUCAUUAUAUCAAAU
This is a messenger RNA of Coregonus clupeaformis (lake whitefish), 2590 nucleotides long. RefSeq names its product RNA binding protein fox-1 homolog 3-like. Gene Ontology annotation, biological process: regulation of alternative mRNA splicing, via spliceosome; nervous system development. The record is from RefSeq and is a predicted model, not a curated record. The transcript has 16 exons. Gene Ontology annotation, molecular function: mRNA binding. Gene Ontology annotation, cellular component: cytoplasm; nucleus. Lineage: Eukaryota; Metazoa; Chordata; Actinopteri; Salmoniformes; Salmonidae. Bases 256 to 1419 code for a protein of 387 amino acids.